Cucumis sativus (cucumber) is the source of this 1726-nucleotide messenger RNA. Its product is annotated as protein PIN-LIKES 7-like. Gene Ontology annotation, cellular component: membrane. NCBI's taxonomy places the organism in Eukaryota, Viridiplantae, Streptophyta, Magnoliopsida, Cucurbitales, Cucurbitaceae. The coding region runs from base 190 to 1494 and encodes 434 amino acids. The transcript has 9 exons. Gene Ontology annotation, biological process: endoplasmic reticulum to cytosol auxin transport. The record is from RefSeq and is a predicted model, not a curated record.
UUAGCUUUGUGAGUUCAUUUAAUCCCAAAUGAAAGAGCUAUCAGCUAUGGGUGUGCCAUAAAAGUCACAAGUCUGAGUUUAUAGUGAUCCAUUUUGCAGUUCCGGUGGCGGAGCCUUCCUUACCUUUCCCCCCUCUUUUUAUUACUCCUCUCCGCCCUCCAGGAAUUAAGGUAGGUUAAGGAAUUAGAGAUGGGGUUGUUGUCUUUAUUGGAGGUGGCAUCCAUGCCCAAUAUACAACUCCUCCUUAUUUCUUUAUUGGGAGCUUUCUUAGCCACUGAUUAUUGCAACAUUCUUCCUCCCCAUGCUACAAAGUCUCUUAAUAAGAUUGUGUUUGCUGUUUUCACCCCUUGUCUCAUGUUUGCAAAUUUGUCCAAAACGGUCACCUUUCAGGACAUUAUUUCAUUGUGGUUCAUGCCUGUGAAUAUUGGAUUUACGUUCUUAUUUGGAGGAAUGUUGGGAUGGACAAUUGUGAAAAUUUUGAAACCAAAGCCAUAUCUUGAAGGCCUUAUCGUUGCUUCAUCUGCUACUGGGAACUUGGGAAACCUUCUUCUGAUAAUCAUCCCAGCCAUUUGUGGGGAUGAGGGGAAUCCUUUUGGGGAUCGUGAAACCUGUACUUCUCGUGGAUUGUCUUAUGCAUCGUUUUCCAUGGCGUUAGGGGGAUUUUACAUAUGGACAUACAGUUACCAUGUAGUGAAAACAUCCUCAUUACGCUUCAAACAACUUGAAGUUCCACAUGAUGAUUCCCAGUUGCACACUCAUCUUCUGCCUCAGAAACCUGAUCAAGGACAACCACAAGAUUCUUAUCUUCCCUCUACCAACAACAACACACUCAAAUCAGAUCAGAUUGAAUCUCAAUUAUUAUUAGAAGAUGGUGGAAGCGUGGUACCCAUUUCAGAGAAACAAUAUUCAGAUGAUGUGAUAUCAUCAAAAGGAUCAAGAUUAUUAAUAUUAUGGGGUAAAUUACAACAUUUGCUUCGCUCUAUUGUCAAGGAGUUGAUGGAGCCACCCACUUUAGGAGCUAUUGUUGGAUUCAUUUUUGGAGCGGUGACAUGGCUGAGACAUUUGGUGAUUGGGGAGAGUGCUCCAUUGCGAGUAGUCCAGGACGCUGUCAAACUACUGGGCGAUGGAACGAUCCCAAGCACAACGUUGAUCCUGGGCGCCAACCUAAGACAAGGGAUACAAUCGUCACAAACAUCAGUGCAACCAGUGAUCAUCCUAGCCUUAAUCCUCUCUCGAUAUGUUGUUCUCCCUGCAAUCGGAAUAGCCAUUGUGAAAGCAGCAAUGUGGUUGGGGUUUCUGCCACCGGACCCAAUGUACCAUUUCUUGUUGAUGGUUCAAUACACGCUCCCACCAGCCAUGUCCAUCGGCAUUAUGACUGAGCUCUUUGGCGUUGGUCAACAAGAAUGCUCUGUUAUUAUGUUUUGGACAUAUUCAGCUGCUCUCCUUGCGCUCGCGCUUUGGUAUACACUCUUCAUGUGGAUUUUAUCUACUUAAUUCUUAUUUUGAUUCCAGAUACAAAUUAUAAGUCGUCCAACAAAAUAGAAGGGCAUUAUAUUGUGUGUGUGUGUGUGUAUAUGUUAGAGGGCAUGCAAGGCCUACCUAUUAAUUAAUUUGGAGUAUGUAAUUUGUAGAAAGUAUCUUCUUUUCAGUUUAUUUUUACCUUUCCCACAACUUUUUCUAUAUACCUAAAAGUAUUUGAUAUAUACUCUAUAUCUUCCUUCUCACA